CUCUCUCUUCAUUUAAUUUCCUUCGAUUUCAAAUGAACCAGUGGUAGUCUUGUGGAUCCGUUUUAGUUUGUUUUGGGUAUUUCAUUUGGUACUGAUUUCUGUCUACCAUUCUGAAAAGAAUUAUGAUCCAAGUUUUUUGCAUUCAAUUCCAUUAUUUCAUAGGACUUUUUUUUCUCCAAUUUACCUUAACCGUUCAUUUCCUUGCCUUUCUAGAAUUCUUUCCAAAAUCACCAUUUUGUGUCUGUGAAAUCCAUAUAAUCUUUUACAGAGUGUUGAGUCUCCAAGAGAAUUAAGUCCCCUUGACAGAUUACUGUUUGAUCCCCCUACGCCGUCUGUUAGUUCUGCUGGGUCGCCUGAAUUAUGUCACACUGGUCCACCUCAAGCUUUUCUAGUAGAGCCGCUUUUUGAUGAUGAUGAUGAUGUUUGGAGAGAUAUGAAGACUGAAGUGCCUGCAACUGUAACCUCUCCAGAGAAAGCAGAAGAAGAUCCACUGAGCGAAAACUCACGUGUCCUCAUAAAACCCGUUACUGAUGGCUAUGGGAAAUUGGUCAAUGGAGCAGCAGAAAAGAAUGAUGAAAUGACACCCUAUGAGCUGCCGGAUUUGCCUCUUGGUCUUGAGUCUAUUGAUGCUCUUCUUGAUGCCUAUUUUAAAUCUCCUUUGGGUGAGCAAGGUGACCAGCAUUUAACAGAUCAGGCUGCUACUGAUUUUGCCCCUUCAGUGCUAAGCAGUGAGGAGUGCCGCAUUCGAAAAUGUGGGAAGGAAAUGCCUGUCUCUUCACCGGGUCUUUAUCAGCAUGGAACACCAGAUAAGCUUGAAGCUGAAGGAAUGAUGCAACAUGGCAAUUGUGAUCACACCCCACUUCAUUUGAAUGACUUUAGCAAUGAUUACAACCAAACAAUUGAGGACCAGAUGCCAUAUGAUUUCAAGGAGGCCAAUCAACAGCAACAUUGCAUAUCUAGACGUCAUCUUCAAUUUGAAGCUUCAGAAGCUGUAGUGGACUCCAACACUUCAAGUACAUCCCAUGUGGAAUCAACCAAGACCUCCAACAACAAGCAAGUGGUCAACUCCUUCCAGCCCGGUAUUGGGUUACACUUGAACAGAAUUGGUAAUGCUGCUGCAGUCAACUGGCGUCCAAGUGCGCAAAUAGCUAGAAAUGAUUAUUUGAGUGCUCAAGGAGACAAGUCACUGUCUGAGAGUGAUCCUCAUUCACCAAAAGAUUCCAGGGGUAAGUCAGUUCCUUCGAUUGUAGUUUGCAACUUGUCAGCCAAGUUAAGUGAACUGGAUCAGCUGGAAUAUCAAGCUUCAGUGCCAACCUCUGGAAGCUGUAAAAGAGGAUGUAAUUGCAAGGUUUCUGCAUGCCUGUUGAAGUUCUGUACAUGCUAUCAGGCUGGUGUUGGAUGCUCUGAAGCAUGCCAAUGCAAGGGGUGUCAAAAUUCUUUUGGGACUGCUGGUCAAUUUGUUCCUUUCCAAACAAAGCCAGACUCAGGCAAGAAUAAAAGAUCAUGCAGGUGCAAGAUAGCAAGGUGUACCCUGAGGAGCUGUAUGUGCUGUAAGACUGGUUAUGGAUGCACUGAUGAAUGCCGAUGUGAGGGAUGUCAAAAUAUCUAUGGAAGGCGGCCACCAUACAAUGCCAGCCUCAUGCAAUAGCAUGUCUCCAUGAUGAGCAGCAGCAGACCUUUUGGCCUAUGAAAAGUUGCUUGCAGGAAUGAAGAUAAACUGCAGACCUGAAUUCUGCUGUUGAACAUUUAUAUAAUCAUGGCUGUCCAUAUAUACAGUUGUGACAAAUUCUGUUGUUGCAUAUGUUGUAACUGUUUCAGGUGGUCUUUUCUGCUGUUGUAUAUGGUGAUGAUUGUCAAGAAGAAGCCUUUGUAAUUGUUGCAUUUGUUGUGAUUACUGUAUCAGUUCUUCAUGAAAGACCAAAUGUGAAAUAAAAUGGGUCGACCUAUGCAU
This is a messenger RNA of Magnolia sinica, 1951 nucleotides long. Its product is annotated as protein tesmin/TSO1-like CXC 2. Lineage: Eukaryota; Viridiplantae; Streptophyta; Magnoliopsida; Magnoliales; Magnoliaceae. Gene Ontology annotation, molecular function: DNA-binding transcription factor activity. The record is from RefSeq and is a predicted model, not a curated record. The coding region runs from base 434 to 1648 and encodes 404 amino acids. The transcript has 4 exons.